AUGUCCGGAAAAUCCACGCAACCAGCAGUCGCAGCCUGUGACAGGACUGCCGGGAGCGUCAACAUCGUCCUCAUCAUCGACGAUCUCGAUAAGUUUACUAGAAGCCACGAGGAGUUGGUUGGUCUUGUCAAGCAGAUCAGCUAUUUUGAAGGCGUCCAGGUGUGUGUUAGUAGCAGGCCCUGGAACGUGUUCGGUGACGCAUACCAGCCGAACCCGAGCCUCAAGCUGGAAGAUCUCACCAAGAGCGAUAUCCUCGGAUUCGUACGAUCCAGCUUCGACUCACACCCAGGCUUCCUCGAUCUCAGCGCCGUCUUUCCCGGAGAGGCUAAGCGGCUGGUUGACUCGGUCGUGAACAAGACAGCAAGGGUAUUUCUUUGGGUGUCUAUCGUCGUUGAAGCGCUGCUUGCUGGACUGGCCGAUGGCGACAAGAUCUCAGACCUCCAGGCGACGCUAGACCGUCUCCCGGAUGAUCUCCUUGCCGACGAAAAGGCCCCGCACGACCUCAAGCUAGACGUGAUAGACUUCGCAAAGAUCAACCUCGUCAUGAAGCGUCGGCUGGUCAGUCGCAUAAAGGGCCUCCUCGAGCUCUCUGAGGGCGGCAAUAUCCGGUACAUCCACCACCCCAUCGCCCUGCUCUGGGGGCCCUCUGGGGGCCCAGUCUCCAGGCCACCUACGGUCUACAUGAAAUCGGCCGUCUUCGUCUUCCGGAUAGACUGAAGAUAAUCAAGCAAGCCGCCUCCCAGUCCAUCUCCCUACAUGGAGCGGCAAACCAAGCUCCUAGCCGCCCAGCUGCCCAAAAGGUGGUAAAAAUGGUUUCGGGUUCGGCACGGACUUGGGCCGCUAUUGGAACCAUGUUCGUAUGCACUGUUGUGCGUCUAGGCGUGCGGGCUGUACUGUUGCUGAUGUGCUACAAUCCGUAGCGGUUGGGUAAAAUGCAAAGCAUCCACUUUAAUAUCGGGAUGUGGGACGAGGCAGAACCCAUGCGUCAAUCAAUGGAGAAAAAGCCUUGGCUCUGCCGCUUUGUUCGUCCGUAAUAGUUUAUGGUAAGGCUCCCAAACCCCGGCCUGG
Lasiosphaeria miniovina is the source of this 1068-nucleotide messenger RNA. RefSeq lists its product as uncharacterized. The transcript is spliced from 3 exons. The record is from RefSeq and is a predicted model, not a curated record. Bases 1 to 717 code for a protein of 238 amino acids. NCBI's taxonomy places the organism in Eukaryota, Fungi, Ascomycota, Sordariomycetes, Sordariales, Lasiosphaeriaceae.